Molecule: messenger RNA, 1292 nt
Organism: Nymphaea colorata (pocket water lily)
Lineage: Eukaryota; Viridiplantae; Streptophyta; Magnoliopsida; Nymphaeales; Nymphaeaceae
Product: zinc finger CCCH domain-containing protein 31-like
Exons: 3
Coding region: 192-1103 (303 amino acids)
Molecular function (GO): metal ion binding; mRNA binding
Source: RefSeq, a predicted model, not a curated record
ACAAAUCAGUGGCCAUCUUUUAGCGCGAGGCGAGCGCCAUUCCCCCCUCAAUUUUUCUUUUCAGUUUUUGUUCUCCCUCUCUCUCUUUCUCGCUCGCUCUCUCGCUUUCUUGGUCCCUUUCUCGCUUUCUUGGUCCCUCGCUGUGCUAGGGUUUACCUUACUCGGCUUUUAGGGUUUCUAUUAGAUCAUACAUGGCCACGGAAUCGGUCGGCCCGGCUCGGAAGAAGGCGAAGCAGGACGCUUCACUAAAUGGUAAUGGCGGAAUCAACGCGUCCAAGAAAUCCAAGUCCUCGCUGAAUGAAAUGGAGUCCUUUCCAACUGGUAUAGGAACCAAAUCAAAGCCAUGCACCAAAUUUUUCAGCACCGCGGGUUGCCCCUUUGGAGAAGGUUGCCACUUCCUGCAUUACGUACCUGGGGGCCUGAGCGUUGUGGCUCAGAUGAUGAAUUUAAAUAAUGGUGUAGCAGCUUCUACGAGGAAACAAUCUGGCCCUGGAAUGUCAGAGGUCGCUUCACCUGGUGUCAUUGUUAAGACCCGCAUUUGCAACAAAUAUAAUACUGCAGAAGGAUGCAAGUUUGGGGAUCAAUGCCAUUUUGCACAUGGUGAGAGGGAGCUGGGGAAGCCAAUUGCACCUGGAUCAGAUCACCAGUUUGGUUCUGGUGUUGGCAGCAGGUUGGCUGGCAGGCUUGAACCAUCUGUCCCUCCAGCUGCUAGCUUUGGAGCCUCUGCCACAGCGAAGAUAAGUGUUGAUGCUUCUCUCGCUGGCGCCAUCAUUGGUAAGGGUGGUGUAAACUCUAAGCAAAUUUGCCGUGUCACAGGUGCAAAGCUCUCAAUCAGGGAUCAUGAAUCUGAUCCCAACUUGAGGAAUAUUGAGCUGGAGGGGACUUUUGAUCAGAUUAAGCAUGCGAGCACCAUGGUGCGAGAGCUCAUUGUUAGUGUCAGUGCUGCUGGUGGGGCGAAGAACUCCGGUCCACCCGGUUCUGCUGCCCCUGGACCUGGUAGCAAUUAUAAGACAAAGUUGUGUGAGAACUACGGUAAGGGCUCGUGCACGUUUGGAGAUAGGUGCCACUUCGCUCAUGGUGCGUCUGAGUUGCGGAAGCCAUGAAAUGGUGGUAAGGCAAGAGAGGAGUUGCUUCUAUAUAUUUUGCUAGGCCUAUCUUGAACUAGCCUUCUUUUGCUCAUUAUUGUAGUUUAACUGUCGAAGAACUAAUUAACUUUUACCUUCAUUCGUCUAUAACUACUGUGACUUUCCUUUCUGAAAGAUGUUUCAGCUUUGUUCCUUGUGUUCUGCCCA